UUACGCUAUAUUUUAAUGCAAUUUUGGUUAGAUUGUGCUCUGUUUAUCGUAAGAAAGCUAAAGUAGCUGUCAAAUGAAGGCAGACGUAGUAUUGCGAAUUCUGAGAACUGAUCAAUAAAGCACAUGGUAUAUAUAGAUUGUAGCUAUAAUAAAGGACUUUCUUAGUUAAAUUGAUGAGCGAUUUGAUGAGUAAAGGCCUCAAAAUGUCUUUGAUUUGAUUUCGUGAGUGAGUUUUGUUUUGAGGUGACGAAACAUGUCAUUAGACAGGCAUUGUACUUAACCUAACCUAUACUUCGAAUUGCAAAUGAAAUUUGCAAACCAUCUGGAAAUUCAGUAUGAUUCAUUCUUGUGUGAUAAUGUUGUGUAAUAGCUAGUUAAAGGCUCUUAUGAAUAUAAAUCAUGUCUACAUUUCUUGGACUCAUUGAAGAGAUUCCCGGCAUCUCCAUUGAUCGUUUUGAUGGAGACAAUUUGAAUUCUUCUGCAUUUUUCUUGUCUCAUGGUCACACUGAUCAUAUGAAAGGAUUGAAUUAUGAUUUUUUUCAUUUUUUAAAAAGAAAAGAUAGUUUUCUUUAUUGCAGUCACAUAACUAAAUUAAUUGUAGAGAAUAAAUUUCCUAAGUUUGAUCGCUGUAUUAUUGAAAAACAUUUGAUUCAAAUAAACAUAGAUGAGUUAAACGUUAUAAACUAUGUACAUUGUGGUACUCAAGUAUCAAUUACUGUAACUUGUGUUCCAUCUGGACAUUGUCCGGGAUCUGUUAUGUUUUUAUUAAAUUUUGGAGAUAAGCGAAUUUUGUAUACUGGUGAUUUUAGAAUAAGCAUAGAAGAUAUUUCUAAAUUAAAAUCUUUACAUUAUACUACUAAUUCACAAAGACUACCAUUGCAAAUAGAUAAGAUUUAUUUAGACACUACUUUUUUGGAUGUGGACUUUCAAAUACUUCCUAGUAGAUUAGAUAGUUUAAAAAAGCUAGCAGCUGUUGUAAAAGAAUGGGUGGAAAAAGAUCCAAAGAAUGUUGUGCUAAUAGAAUUUUCAGCCAAAUAUGGCAGCGAAUUUCUGUAUAUGGAAUUAUCAAAGAUGUUAAAUAAAAGGAUUCAUGUUAAAGAUGAUCUUUAUAGAGUCUACAGUAGAUUAGAUAUCCUUGCCAAUCAUGUUACUGACAUAGCUGAAAGUACAUCCAUUCAUGCUUGUAUGGACAAAAAUGCAAGUAAAAAAAAAAAAGGUUUACAAUGUAGGCCAGAUGUUGUUCAAAAUAAUAUCUUAACAAUAAUACCAUCAGUUAUGAAAUGGGCUGGUAAAGAUACAUCCUGUAUUAUUGAACAUGAUAGUAUUGAAGCACAAACUAUAAAUGUCUGUUAUUCUACACACGCAUCUUAUAGAGAAAUUGAGGCCUUUAUUCAAUAUUUCAAACCAACAGAAGUAUUUGCUUGCGUUGAUAAAGAUGGAAUUGAUGACCUUUUAAGAAAUAUAAUGCAAAAUAAAAAACGUGAUAAAUUCCCUGCAGGUGUUAAAAAAUUGAAAUUUUCAAAUUAUAAAACUUUUAACAAUGUUAGUAAUUUUAAGCCUACACUUAUAAGUGAUGAUGAAGACGAAUAAGAUUUGUAAAUAUGUUUUAAUCUUGAUUAAUUUUAUAUAUGUGAUUUUUAUGCAUUUACAAGUUUUCAAAUAAUGAAAUAAAAUGCUACUAUAUGUUAUUUUAUAGGUGUUAUAGAAAUUUUGUACUUUUUUACAAUAAAAUGAAUUAUUUUCAAAUGAA
Nasonia vitripennis (jewel wasp) is the source of this 1750-nucleotide messenger RNA. RefSeq names its product protein artemis (gene Snm1). The record is from RefSeq and is a predicted model, not a curated record. Gene Ontology annotation, biological process: double-strand break repair via nonhomologous end joining; protection from non-homologous end joining at telomere; interstrand cross-link repair. Lineage: Eukaryota; Metazoa; Arthropoda; Insecta; Hymenoptera; Pteromalidae. Gene Ontology annotation, molecular function: 5'-3' DNA exonuclease activity; damaged DNA binding. The coding region runs from base 400 to 1590 and encodes 396 amino acids. The transcript has 2 exons.